This is a messenger RNA of Trichoderma virens Gv29-8, 582 nucleotides long. RefSeq lists its product as uncharacterized. Bases 1 to 582 code for a protein of 193 amino acids. Gene Ontology annotation, biological process: protein targeting to ER. The transcript is spliced from 3 exons. The record is from RefSeq and is a predicted model, not a curated record. Gene Ontology annotation, cellular component: endoplasmic reticulum; mitochondrion. Lineage: Eukaryota; Fungi; Ascomycota; Sordariomycetes; Hypocreales; Hypocreaceae.
AUGGGUAUCAGUCCGCAGAUCACCAACCUCAUGAUCAUCCUUGGUAUGAUGCAAGUCACCAAGAAGAUCCCCUUCGAGGACGAGAACGUGCUCAACCUUGUCCGCGCCAUCUACAUUGGCAGCAACGUCAUCAUCGCCGCUCUCUACUUUUACAUUCAGAUCCAGAUCAACAGGAAGAAGGACAUGACCACCCUCAAGUACGUUGAGCCCCCGCCAAUGGGCUCUUCCGAGGAGGGCAAGCUCGUCACCACCACGAUCCACGCCUACGAUUCCAACCAGCUCCGCCAGCUUUGGCGCGGCCAGCUGAUGGGUAUUGCCAUGAUGUCUUUCAUGCACCUCUACAUGAAGUACACCAACCCCUUGGUCAUCCAGAGCAUCAUCCCCGUCAAGUCCGUCUUCGAGAGCAACCUUGCCAAGAUUCACAUCUUUGGCCAGCCCGCCUCUGGUGAUCUCAAGCGACCUUUCAAGGCGGCCCAGAGCUUCAUGAGCGCCAUGCAGGGUGCCAACGGCUCCGUCCAGAGCGACAAGAAGGCUGUUGAGGCUGCCGAGAAGGCCGGUCGUGGCGGUGCCAAGGAGGAGUAA